This is a messenger RNA of Cynocephalus volans (Philippine flying lemur), 390 nucleotides long. RefSeq names its product histone H3.1t-like. Gene Ontology annotation, cellular component: nucleosome. The transcript has a single exon. The record is from RefSeq and is a predicted model, not a curated record. Gene Ontology annotation, molecular function: DNA binding; structural constituent of chromatin; protein heterodimerization activity. Lineage: Eukaryota; Metazoa; Chordata; Mammalia; Dermoptera; Cynocephalidae. The coding region runs from base 1 to 390 and encodes 129 amino acids.
AUGGAUCAUAGCAAGCAGGCGGUGUGGAAGUCGAACGGCGGCACGGCGCCGCGGAAACAGCUGGCCGGGAAGGGAGCCCGCAAGAGCCCACCGGCCACCAGCGGUGUGAUGAAGCCGUACCGCUAUCGGCCCGGCUCGGUGGCGCUGCGCGAGAUUCGCCGCUACCAGAAAUCCAGCGACCUGCUGGUCCGCAAACUGCCGUUCCAGCGGCUGAUGCGAGAGGUCGCGCAGGGUUUCAAGACAGACCUGCGCUUUCAGAUGUCGGCCAUGAUGGCGCUCCAGGAGGCCUGCGAGUCCUACUUGGUGGGGCUGUUUGCGGACGCCAAGCGUGUCACCAUCAGGCCCAAAGACAUGCAGCUGGCGCGCCGCCUCCGCGGGACGCGUUUCUAG